AUGCUAGUCUCAGCCAUGGCAUCUUUGACAUUUUGUCUCUGCGCUUCACAGCUCGGGUUCUACUUUGUAACUGGAAGUGAAAUCCGUUGGGAUGCAGUCACGAGCGUGGGCAAUGAUGCCGAGGGCAGGAAAUUGAUGCUCAGUGGCCUCAAGUCGUUCCUGGGCAGCGCAGCCAUGCUACUGGUCAUGUCAUGGAUUUUUGCGAGGGUCUUCUCUGCAGUCUUUGACCCGUGGCUAUCUGCAUUAUUCAGCACUCAACUCACGGAGGAUGUGUAUGAGGAGUCUAUGCUCGACAGCCCAAAGACUGUGACUCGGAGAAAACGUCCAUUCCGGCUGUGGACUAUCAUGGGUGUUACUGGCACGCUUGGGCUUUGGAUAAUCCGCCCUCAAGUGCCAUACAGCCACCUGUCCGGCGCUAUUCCUUUUACUUUCCUCGAGGCAUUGGUUGCAAGUUCACCGGAAGCUCAUCAGCCUGUGGACAACGCGUUCCCAUUACCAGAACUCAUUAGCGAGGGGCAUUGGAAAGCUCCAGAUGGCCGGUUCAAAGGCUGGGCGCCGAAUUUUGAUAUGGGCACGAAAACCGCGCCAACUUGGGCUUCUGAACAAUUACCACCUGGGUUCGAACGCUGGAUCCAAGAGAACAGGCAUGUCGACGGUACAGAUACGAUCAAAGCAAAUAGAACAGAGCAAAGUGCGACCACUAUCAAGAAUUUUUACAAUCCAGCUAACGACCCGUUGCGGAUUACGAAUCUCGACCAAAAACUGGUGGAGCCGUUGACUCAGGCUCUGAGGGAUCAUGACGUUCCCAUCACUCAUGUAAUUCUUGUGAUGAUGGAAAGCGCGCGGAAAGACGUGUUUCCAUUCAAGUCAGGCUCACAUCUCCAUCACGAGAUUCUCAACUCCUACAAGUCCCUGGAUACGGACCUCCUCCAACAAUUGAACGCCAAUCUAUCCCACCUCACGCCUAUCGCGGAGAUACUCACCGGUGAAUCCGGAGGUUUCCCCAAGACUAAGAGGGAUGGGCAUGAUUCACUUUGGGAAGAUACGUCUGAAGCUGGUAUGGGCGGAAUCAACAUCAAUGGUGUUUUGACCGGUGCGAGUCUCUCAUUCAAGAGCGAGGUCGUGAAUCACUGUGGAGUCUGGCCACUUCCAGUAGACUGGAUGGAUGAGAUCACGUCCGAUAUUUACCAGCCAUGCAUCAUGCAGGUACUAGACUUGUUCAAUCAAUUCAAAGACAACUCAACCGCCAGAUCUUCGAGGGAUCUUCGAGAGCGCAAGUGGACAUCCAUUUUCAUGCAGGCUGUGACUGGAAUGUAUGCGGAUCAGAAUCUUCUGAAUGACCACAUGGGCUUCAAAAAGACCGUCUAUCGUGAGGAUAUUGGCCAGGAAGGAGCAAAGUACUAUCACGAUGAUAUAGAAGAGAUCAACUACUUUGGCUACUCGGAGCGCGAAGUAUAUCCAUACAUGGAAGAUGCGAUUGACGACGCGAUCAAGAACAAUGAAAGAAUGUUCCUCUCGCAUUUCACUAGCACGACACACCACCCGUGGGCCCUGCCAAAGGAGGUCCAGAGCGAACAGUAUUUCUCGGACGAAAGUCUGAUUGGCAAGCACGAGGAUAUGAAUAGUUACUUGAACUCCAUCCGCUACGUGGACGCCUGGCUAGGCGACAUGCUCGGGCUACUAGACAAGAAGGGAAUAGCAAAUGAGACGCUGGUGGUCUUUGUCGGAGACCAUGGGCAAGCCUUUCAGGAAGACUCGCCAGUGACAGGCUGCUACGAAAAUGGUCACAUUAGCAACUUCCGUAUCCCUCUCGUCUUCAGACAUCCACUGCUACCCAAGAUCCAAAUCACCGCCAACACGACAUCGAUAUCCAUAAUCCCCACAAUCCUUGAUUUGUUAGUGCAGACUAAAUCACUCAAUGAGAAGGACUCGGGCAUCGCAAUGGACCUGAUGAAUGAAUACGAGGGCCAAUCGCUCAUUCGUCCCUACAAAGCCACCGACGACGGACGACAAGCAUGGAAUUUUGGGAUCAUUUCCGCCGGCGGCGAGAUGCUCAGUGUCGGAUCUGCCGCCGUCCCGUAUCGACUGAUCUUACCAUUGACACAAGAGUUUGAAUUCAUCUUUUCCAAUCUGGAAACCGAUCCCAACGAGGUCAAUCUCUUGCGGGGAUGGUCCGUGGACGACUUGGUAUCGCGGGUGCGGAGUGCCCAUGGGGACAAAGCCGGGCAGUGGGUUGUAGAAGCAGAGAAAGUGGGCAAAUGGUGGGCUGAGGAGACCAAAAGGCUGUAUAACCAUGCCCAUGUCGAGUGA
Penicillium brasilianum is the source of this 2310-nucleotide messenger RNA. The record is from the annotation of a GenBank genome assembly. NCBI's taxonomy places the organism in Eukaryota, Fungi, Ascomycota, Eurotiomycetes, Eurotiales, Aspergillaceae.